Molecule: messenger RNA, 612 nt
Organism: Paraphaeosphaeria sporulosa
Lineage: Eukaryota; Fungi; Ascomycota; Dothideomycetes; Pleosporales; Didymosphaeriaceae
Product: CGI-121-domain-containing protein
Exons: 1
Biological process (GO): telomere maintenance via recombination; tRNA threonylcarbamoyladenosine modification
Cellular component (GO): nucleus; EKC/KEOPS complex; cytosol
Source: RefSeq, a predicted model, not a curated record
GCUCACAUCCACACCCUCACCCUCCCGCACUACCCCACCCACCCCGUCCACAUCGCCCUCUUCUGCUCCGUAACCAACGCGCCGCACCUCCGCUCUCAACUCCUCUCCUCCAACUCCGCCUUCGACUACGCCUUCCUCGACGCCACCGUCCUCCUCUCGCCCACGCACCUCCUCCUCGCCGCCCAACUCGCCCUCCACGCACACCUCACGGGCAGAGGCAGGACGCGCACGCCGCACUCGGAACUCGUGUUUCGAUUGCACCCGAACAACAAUAUCGGGGAGGCGUAUCGCAAGGUUGGCAUGGGCGAUGAGAGUGGGCACGUGUUGGUUGUCAAGUUUGGCGGGCUGGAGGAGGAUGUCACCGCAGAGAGUGUAGCGAAGCAUUUGGGGAUGGUGGUUGAGGGCGAAAGUGUAGAGAUUGCAGAGGAGAUGGGGGAGGUGGGUAUGUUUGCGGAUGUGGGCAAGAUUCGGAAGAUAUAUAAGCUGGGCGAGGGCGGGGCCAAGGGAAAGGGGAAGAAGGGGACGGAUGUGAAUGGGGACGGGACGGCACGGGAUGAGCGAAAGGACAUGGAGAGUGUGAUUUUAGGGACGAUGGCGCUGAAGGGGUCGUGA